Molecule: messenger RNA, 594 nt
Organism: Rotaria sordida
Lineage: Eukaryota; Metazoa; Rotifera; Eurotatoria; Philodinida; Philodinidae
Source: the annotation of a GenBank genome assembly
AUGAAACGAAAGUUGAAGGAUGAUUUUAGUCAAACGAUCAAUGAUACUGUUUAUGAAUGGUUUGUUACACAAAGAACCAAAAAUAUUCCUAUAUCUGGUCCAGUAUUACAAGAAUAUGCAAGAAAAGUUGCUGAAGAACUAGGUGAUCGAUCAGGAAAUUUUAAAGCAAGUAACGGGUGGUUGGACCGAUUUCGAACUCGACACAAUGUUCAUUUUAGGGUUAUAUGUGGUGAAGCAGCAGCUGUGGAUAAAAUUACUACUGAAAAUUGGCAAAUACGUUUGCCAAACAUUAUUCAACAUUAUAACCCGGUGAACAUUUACAAUUGCGAUGAAACAGGGUUAUUCUUCAAGUUAAUACCUGAUCGUUCUUUGGUUAUUGAUAAGAAUGAUUGCGAGGGUGGGAAGAAAUCAAGAGAUAGAUAUACAGUGAUGCUGUGUACCAACUGGCUUGGUACAGAUAAACUUAAACCGGUGGUAAUAGGUAAAGCUGCACGACCAAGGUGCGUCAAGGAUAUAGAUAUGGCGAAAUUACCUGUGAAAUGGUACAGCAAUCGUACGGCAUGGAUGAAUAGUAAAAUAUUUACUGAAUGGUAA